CUCGGCCUGGAAGAGGGACGGAGGACAGGCACGGGGCACCAGGCAGCGGAAAAGAUGUGCUUCGGAGGCUCGCUUCUGAGCCAGCAGUGCAGCUCGGGCUGAGUUAAUGCGAUGGCGCACAGGUGGCUCUCGCUCCCGCCCAGCACAGCACAGCCACUCCCAGUCACCGCAGCAGAACGAGCAUGUGGCUGGAAACCAGGGGGCAGAGCCGGGCUUGGUGUGACCCUGAAGCCCAUGUGGUUCCCUUCCAGGGCCCUUCAGAGCGCUGACCUGCAUCCAGCCAGGCUCUCGCUGUGAAGAAGAGCAGGGUUUGCUUCCCUCCGUUCUGGCUGAUGGGAGCCUGGCUGAGUGAUGGUUGCUGGUCUUCUGUGCCUUUCCAGUGUCUCAAAGAUGAACUGCAAGACAGUCGAACUGUAUGGCUCCCUGCAUCGUAUCAUCAGAAGCAAGUGAGGACCAAGUGAGCAAAGAGACAUUUCCAAAUGCACAGAAUGCAAAAAGCACAGGGAAAACCAAGUAAAGAACAGGAGAAAAUAAUUCGGUCUUUCUCACAAUGUUGGAAAACAUCUUCUGGAAAGAUUCCAGAAGUUCAGAAAAGAGGAAGGCAAAUGGUCCAGGGUGUCACAAACUAGCAAAGGUUUGAUGAAAACAAUCAAUCAAACUGUAGAAACUCCAGAGACUGAGUGAAUGUGCAGCAUGUUGAAAGAGAUCCAUGCAGGAAUCUCGCUCACCAUCUAGCUCUGCAGGACGCAGGUGAACAGGUCUACCAUGGAAGGAGUCUCAAAGAGCGAGAACUGACUUAAUGAGCAACAGUGAUCCAACAACUGAGUAAGCCCUCUGUAAUCAUGGAAUGUAGGGAGAGCUUAAGGGCGGGUGAAAGGCUUCCAGAGGAUGGAGGAGCCCAGUCUGGAGAGCAGCUAUAUACAUGCAUGGAAUAUUCUAAGACCUUCAGUGAUCCAGGUGAUGUUUCUAGAUGCCAAAGAAAGCACACUGAGGAGAUAGCAAGGAAAAGCAAGGAAUGUGGAAAGAGCUUCAGUGGGAGUGGAGAUCUUAGAAGGCAUCAAAGAACCCACACUGGAGAGAAGCCAUACAAAUGCAUGGAAUGUGGAAAGGCCUUCAGAUGGAGUAGAGGCCUUACUCAUCAUCAAAGAACCCACAAAGGGGGGAAACCAUACACAUGCAUGGAAUGUGGAAAGACCUGCAGUCGGAGUGCAAAUCUUAUACUGCAUCAACGAACACACACUGGAGAGAAGCCAUUCAAAUGCAUGGAAUGUGGAAAGAGCUUCACUUGUAUUGGAAAUCUAAGAAAGCAUCAAAGGACGCACACUGGAGAGAAGCCAUACAAAUGCAUGGAAUGUGGAAAGACCUUCAGUGGGAGUGGAGGUCUUACUCAUCAUCACCAGACCCACACCAGGGAGAAGCCAUACACGUGCAUGGAAUGUGGAAAGAACUAUAGUCAGAGGAGAUGUCUUAUACUGCAUCAAAGAACGCACACUGGAGAGAAGCCAUACACAUGCAUGGAAUGUGGAAAGGGCUUCAUUCGGAAUGGGGACCUUGCUCAACAUCAAAGAACCCACACUGGAGAGAAGCCAUACAAAUGCAUGGAAUGUGGAAAUGCCUUCAGUCGGAGUGCAGCCCUUAUUCGACAUCAAAGGACCCACACUGGAGAGAAGCCAUACACAUGCAUGGAAUGUGGAAAGAGCUUCAUUUGUAGUGGAAAUCUUAGAAAGCAUCGAGGAACCCACACAGGGGAGAAGCCAUACACAUGCAUGGAAUGUGGAAAGAGCUUCAAUCAGAGGGGAUAUCUUAGAAAGCAUCGAAGAAUCCACAGUGGAGAGAAGCCAUACAAAUGCAUGGAAUGUGGAAAGACCUUCAGUGGGAGAGGAGAGCUUACUCAACAUCACAGGACCCACACUGGAGAGAAGCCAUACAAAUGCAUGGAAUGUGGAAAGAGCUUCAGUGGGAGUGGAGAGCUUACUCAACAUCACAUGACCCACACUGGAGAGAAGCCAUACAAAUGCAUGGAAUGUGGAAAGGGCUUCAUUCGGAGUGGGGACCUUUCUCAGCAUCAAAGAACCCACACUGGAGAGAAGCCAUACACAUGCAUGGAAUGUGGAAAGAGCUUCAGUAGGAGUGGAAAUCUCAUACGGCAUCAAAAAACCCACACUGGAGAGAAGCCAUACAAAUGCAUGGAAUGUAGAAAGGCCUUCAGUGGGAGUGGAGACCUUACUCAACAUCACAGGACCCACACAGGGGAGAAGACAUUCACAUGCAUGGACUGUGGAAAGGCCUUCAGUCAGAGGGGAUAUGUUAUACUGCAUCAAAGAAUCCACACUGGAGAGAAGCCAUACAAAUGCAUGGAAUGUGAAAAAGCCUUCAGUCGGAGUGCAGCCCUCACUCAACAUCAAAGAACCCACAUGGGGAAGAGGCUCUGCAGAAACAUGCUGUGAGCAAGGAAGGAAU
Molecule: messenger RNA, 2460 nt
Organism: Varanus komodoensis (Komodo dragon)
Lineage: Eukaryota; Metazoa; Chordata; Lepidosauria; Squamata; Varanidae
Product: zinc finger protein 420-like
Exons: 4
Coding region: 843-2447 (534 amino acids)
Biological process (GO): negative regulation of transcription by RNA polymerase II
Cellular component (GO): nucleus
Molecular function (GO): DNA-binding transcription activator activity, RNA polymerase II-specific; RNA polymerase II cis-regulatory region sequence-specific DNA binding; DNA-binding transcription repressor activity, RNA polymerase II-specific
Source: RefSeq, a predicted model, not a curated record